Messenger RNA from Salvelinus sp. IW2-2015, 1263 nucleotides. Its product is annotated as retinol dehydrogenase 7. The record is from RefSeq and is a predicted model, not a curated record. NCBI's taxonomy places the organism in Eukaryota, Metazoa, Chordata, Actinopteri, Salmoniformes, Salmonidae. Gene Ontology annotation, cellular component: intracellular membrane-bounded organelle. Gene Ontology annotation, molecular function: all-trans-retinol dehydrogenase (NAD+) activity. Gene Ontology annotation, biological process: retinol metabolic process; steroid metabolic process.
UGGUCUUGCGUAGUUUAUGACAACUGUUACUUUGUUGCGCUGGCGUGGUCUUGCGUAGUUUCUGAAAACUGUUACUUCGUUGCGCUAGCGUGGAACAUUUCGGACUGACAUGUUUCUUUACCUCCUUGGACUGGUGGUGUUUUACUACCUGUACCGCUGGUUCCGYGAGAUCCCCAGAGUCCCAGAAAAAGGAGACAAAUAUGUCUACAUCACGGGGUGUGACUCUGGUUUCGGCAACCUUUUGGCCAAACAUCUGGACGAGCUGGGUUUCUCUGUGAUCGCAUCCUGCUUCACAGAGAAGGGAGAGGAAGAUCUGAGGAAGGCCUGUUCAGGCAGAUUCACUACCCUCCACCUGGAUGUCAAAAAGAACGAGAGCGUCGACAAAGCAGCUGCUUUGAUUAAAGACAAAGUUGGGGCUAGGGGCCUGUGGGCUGUGGUGAACAAUGCAGGCGUGGCCAUGCCCUCAGCCCCCUGUGAUUGGCUGACCAUUGAUGACUACAAGUCCAUGCUGGACGUGAACCUGAACGGGGUCAUCGCAGUCACCCUGAGUGUGCUGCCCCUCAUCAAGAAGGCCAGGGGUCGCGUGGUCAAUGUAGCCAGUGUGUUCGGCAGGAUCAGUCCAGUCGGAGGACCUUACACCGUGUCUAAGUAUGGAGUGGAGGCCUUCAAUGACAGUCUCAGGAGAAACAUGGUACCUUUCGGAGUCAAAGUCCUCUGCAUUGAGCCAGGCUUUUUCAAGACCACCAUGACCAACUGGAUAGUCCUGGGGAAAAACUUCAAGCAGCUGUGGGAGAAGAUGCCACAAGAAGUCAGAGAUGAUUAUGGACAUGAUUAUUUGGACAAGGUGGACGUGAGGAUGAGGGAGAAACUUGACAAGAUGUCCGACGCCGACCUGAUGAAGGUGGUGAGCUGUAUGGAGCACGCUGUCUCUGCAGUCCYUCCUCGCACCCGUUACUCGCCAGGGUGGGACGCCAAGCUCUUCUGGAUCCCUAUGUCCUACAUGCCAACCGGGUUCGUCGACUGGCUACUGCUCAGGAAAGCCAUCAUUCCAGCCAAGGCUGUCUACUAAGGCUGACGUAAGAUUGUCAGUGUUUAUGCCGUCAGAACAAAUACAUUAUUGUGCUGUGCUAUUGCUUGUCUUUAAUGUAUAUAACACUCUUGUAUCCUCCGGUCUGCAGGCUGAAAUACAGUAUGAUGUAAGCUUUGCUACAGACAUGGUUUAACCUCUGACAACAAAAUAAAAGCCAUAAUUGCUAUUUGGUA